Rhagoletis pomonella (apple maggot) is the source of this 295-nucleotide messenger RNA. Its product is annotated as zwei Ig domain protein zig-8-like. The transcript is spliced from 3 exons. The record is from RefSeq and is a predicted model, not a curated record. Lineage: Eukaryota; Metazoa; Arthropoda; Insecta; Diptera; Tephritidae. The annotation marks the transcript as partial. Gene Ontology annotation, cellular component: neuron projection membrane. Gene Ontology annotation, biological process: synapse organization.
AUGUCCCGGGAUCCAGUCAAUAUUGAUUAUGUGUUGCUAUUAAUGCAUUUUGAGUUAGGCGUUCCCGAUCCUAAGGCUUUGAUGGUGUCUUGGAUAAGGAAGCGGGAUUUACACAUACUGACCGCCGGUUCGACGACAUAUACAUCAGAUCAGCGAUUUCAAGUAAUACGCCCGGAAAAUUCGGGUAACUGGACAUUGCAAAUAAAAUAUCCACAACCGCGGGAUUCGGGCAUUUACGAAUGCCAAAUCAAUACAGAACCAAAGAUGUCUCUCUCAUACACUUUCAGUGUAAUUG